This is a messenger RNA of Cannabis sativa, 2877 nucleotides long. RefSeq lists its product as uncharacterized. The coding region runs from base 1 to 2877 and encodes 958 amino acids. NCBI's taxonomy places the organism in Eukaryota, Viridiplantae, Streptophyta, Magnoliopsida, Rosales, Cannabaceae. The transcript has 6 exons. The record is from RefSeq and is a predicted model, not a curated record.
AUGGCAUCAGAACAUAAGGAUUGUGAUGGACGAAUACGAUGUCCUUGUGUGAGAUGUAUAAAUAGUAGGUUUGAAAAAAUAGAUAGGGUUAGAGCACACGUAUUUGAUCGAGGUUUUAUGCAAGGAUAUGAUAAGUGGAUUUAUCACGGGGAGCCUGAGGAUGUCGUCGUUGAUGUAGCAGUUGCUGAUGUUGAAUCAGAGGAUGAAAUGAUUCCUAUUUUAGAAGACUUCUUUCCUUCGACGACUGAGGAACCACAAGGAGAAGAUGAACAACCAACCACAAACCCACAAUUUGAUGACUUAUUUGAGGAAAUUGAAGCUCAAUUGUAUCCCGGUUGUGAUUGGAUUUCAUCUCUUAACUUUUUAGCAAAGCUAUUGCAUUUAAAAGUUAGGGGAAAAAUUCCUAAUAACAUCUUUGAAGAAUUAUUGAAGCUUUUAAAGUUUGCGUUUCCGAAGGAAAAUAAUAUUCCAUCAACUUACUACGAGGCAAAAAAGAGAUUGAAGAAAUUAGGCUUGGGUUAUGAUAAUAUCGAUGUCUGUUUGUAUAAUUGCUGCUUAUUUUAUAAGGAGAAUGCAUCCAAGGAGGCUUGUCCAGUUUGCGGAACUAGUCGUUGGGUUACUUCCGAAAACAGGAAAAGAAAAAAAGUUCCUUGCAAAGUCAUGCGAUACUUUCCGUUGACACCUCGACUUAAAAGAUUAUAUAGUUCGAGGAUUACAGCGAAAAGCAUGAUAUGGCAUCAUACUGGAAAAUCAAAAGAUGAUGGGGUGUUGCGACACCCGGUCGAUGGUUUAGCUUGGAAAGACUUUGAUGCAAAACAUCCCGAGUUUGCAAGGGACCCAAGAAAUGUUCGACUUGGGUUAGCUGCGGAUGGAUUUAAUCCAUUUGGCAACAUGAGUCUUGCAUACAGCAUGUGGCCAGUGGUGUUGGCUAACUAUAAUCUACCACCUUGGUUAUGCAUGAAAGAUAAUUAUUUUUUGCUCUCUACCCUAAUUCCUGGUGCAAAAUCUCCAGGUAAAGACAUGGAUAUAUUUUUAAGACCUUUGGUGGAUGAAUUAAAGGAGUUGUGGAAUAAUGGGGUAGCAACAAGAGAUAGUUCGACCAACUCGAUGUUCACCAUGCGUGCUGCGCUUUUGUGGACAGUGAAUGAUUUUCCUGCUCGUAGUAGCUUGUCUGGGUGGAGUGGUCAAGGUUAUAAAGCUUGCCCUACUUGUAAUGAAGACACGACAUCCAUUCGAGUGAUCGGGAAGACAUCAUAUGUUGGUCAUCGAAGGUUCUUGCCAAGUAACCAUGCAAUGAGAAGGGAUACUCGAUUUGAUGGUAAAGCUGAAAGAAGACCUCCUCCAAGACGAUUUACUUGUGAAGAAAUAUUAUCACAAGUUAAUGCUCUCGAACCCCAAAUUCCCGGACAUCAUGAAAAUUUUGGGGGCGUGAAACGUAGAAGAGUUGCAGAAAAUUGUAAUUGGAGGAAAAAAAGUAUUUUCUACGAGUUGGAGUAUUGGAGCACGAAUAUUUUGAAACACAACAUUGAUGUCAUGCAUGUUGAGAAGAAUGUGUGUGAUAGUCUCCUAGGAACCAUCUUGGAUAAUGAUAAAUCAAAGGACACAACCAAUGCGCGCCAUGAUUUAAAGAAGAUGGGUAUUAGGGAAUCGUUGUGGAUUUAUGAAGAUGCGAAUGGGAGGCUAAUGAAACCGCAUGCUCCUUAUGUUUUGACUCGUGAUAAAAGACAACUUUUUUGUCAGUUUGUUAAAGGAAUAAAGUUUCCCGAUGGCUUCUGUUCAAAUUUAAAGAGCAAAGUUUCUCCAGAUGAGUCUAACAUUAUUGGGUUAAAAUCCCACGAUUGUCAUGUCAUUAUGCAGCGAGUACUAGCGGUUGGUGUCCGUAAAUUUCUACCUCGUGACACUGCAACAACUAUUACUCAGUUGUCUUUUUUUGACAUAAUGAUACACUUGGUAUUGCAUUUGCCUGAAGAAGCGAUAUUGGGUGGCUCGGUCUUUAUGAGAUGGAUGUAUCCUUUUGAAAGGUACAUGAAAAAAUUGAAGAAUUAUGUGGGAAAUAAGGCACGUCCUGAAGGGUCAAUUGCAGAAGGUUAUGUUGCGAUGAGGCGCGGACUUAUCAAGGCUCUUGAUCAUACCAGUCGUGAAAAAGCUGAGUGGUACAUUCUUCAAAAUUCUCCUGAAAUCCAAGCUUACUUAGAUGAACAUUUGGACAAGAUCAAGCAUGAAAAUCCUAAUGGUAAUCACGAUGCCUUGCAUAGGCAAACUUUCCGUCCGUGGUUUCACAAGAAGAUAUAUGAGCUGCACAAGCUUGGAACUUUACAAAAUGGUGAUGAGUUACUCGCUCUCGCUUCCGGGUCUGAUUACUUAGCAACAUUUUACGAAGUGUCAUUGUUUGAAUGUAAAUGGUAUAACACUAAUCCAUUAAGAAAGAAGACAAUCACUGAAAAUAAUAUAACUAGUAUAAAUACUCGUGGACAUUGGUAUCAAGAUGAACCGUACAUCCUUGCCAACCAGGCAAAGCAAGUUUUCUAUCUUGAAGAUCCACUCAGAGGUCGCGAUUGGAAGGUUGUUGAAGAUAUUAGCCAUCGACAAAUUUGGGACAUUACUGACAACGAAGAUGAGACUGAUGUAGAUGUUGUUAGUGAUUCUAACUCUGCCAAUUUUGUGUUGACAGUUGAUCUUGGAGAGUUGAUUAUGCAAUCGAAUGAACCUCCAGUAAUUGUUGAAUCGUCCGAUCGCUUAGUGGAUUCUGAGAUAGAGAAUAAUGAACUGGAUGAGAAUUAUGUUGCUGAAGAAGUAGAUGAUUUACUAGUUGAACAUGUAGAGGAUGAAAAUGUAAACUUAGUGAAUGAUGGAAAUGAUAGUGAUUCUUCAGUGUAA